Nymphaea colorata (pocket water lily) is the source of this 2310-nucleotide messenger RNA. RefSeq lists its product as uncharacterized. The record is from RefSeq and is a predicted model, not a curated record. The coding region runs from base 971 to 2068 and encodes 365 amino acids. NCBI's taxonomy places the organism in Eukaryota, Viridiplantae, Streptophyta, Magnoliopsida, Nymphaeales, Nymphaeaceae. Gene Ontology annotation, molecular function: zinc ion binding. The transcript is spliced from 3 exons.
UCUUCACUCCCUUCUUGGUUCUUGUUCUUUCUGCGCAUUCAUGGAUGCUUGGGCUUUUGUUGGGUAGUGAGAUGAUUUCUCGAGUCAUGUUUUUUCCUUUCGCAUUGUUGGGAGGGAAAGAAGUCAUCGUGCCAAUUCUGGGAUGUGAAGAAAUGUGCUUCAAUCCUUGGUGGGCACCUUUUCCUUUUUGCUUUUUCUGACAUAAUUGGCGAGAGAAAGCUUAGGUAGUCGACCAAAGUAGUUUCUGAAGAUGGUGGGCACCAAGUUUGGGUUCUGGGGGAUGUGAAGCAAUGAGUUUCGAAUGAUGGGUCUUCUUCUUUCGUUUUUGGUAGAUCUGAUUGUAGUUUUGUAACUAUUCGUGUAGAUGAAUCCUUGCUUUUAAAUAUCCGGAUUUUGCUUCAUGUGUUUCAUCCGGAAUAUGUUGUAGUCGUUUGCUGCCUUUCUGCUCAAGUUGUUCAAUUUGAUUCAGCUGGGGAUUCUGCGCUAGCAAGUCGCCAUUUCUAAUUGGAAUUUACUUGAACCUUAACUUGGCUACCCUUGUUGAUCUUCUCAGCGUGAACCAUCAUUCUAGUUUUGGCAAUUGUUUGCUUUGCAGCAGGAGAUGGUUUCUAUUGCAUGGUGGACUAAUUUGGAUGAGAAAGGGAUGUUGUAACCGCAGCCUAGCUAUGAUGACAUGCCUUGCCUGUCAAGCCGCUUUGGUUGAGCUGCCUAUACUCGCGCUUUAGGUCACCAAUUGUUGACGACUCUUUAUGCUUUGCCGGCUCAUAGCAGCCAUUCUCGGUGUGAUGUUACAGCAACUCUGACAUUUGUGCUUUGCCGGCUCAUCGCAGCCAUCUCCGUGUGAUGUUACAGCAACUCUGACAGCUGGAAAAAUUAUCUUCUUUGGAAGAGCCUUUUGCAGUUGCAUAGCUGAAAAGAAUUACGUUGGAAAAAUUGAAAAAUUCGGAGGUGAAGAUAAUCGUGUGUUAUAAUGAGCGUCCAAGGAAACCAUGUGCAAGCCAGUGACUGUGGAUCGGACAAUGACAAAAGCAAAGUACCUUCGGUUUCUGAAGUCGAAAUGGAGCAGAUCACCUCUACUUCUUACGAAGAAGUAGAGAGUGAAGGCUUGUUGGAGAUUUGCCGUGUUUGUCAAUGCAACGAGCCUGAUAAAAGGGGUGAUGCGGCUUUGGUUUUCCUCGAUAUUACUCCCCCCAUAGACAUUCGCUCAGGAGCUACUACGGAAAAUUGUUUGGGUGAUAAAAAUACCAUUAGGCAUACGUGUGGCAGUAAUGAUGAUCCCAAACUUUGUGAAAGAGAGCCUGGCUUAGUCAAAUUUGUUGGCCCUGAAGGUGAGAUCUUCGUCUGCAAUGCUGAUUUAGAAGCAGGCAAAUGCCAUUAUCAGGAUGCAUUGAUCAACCUUGGAUGUUCAUGCAAGAACGAUCUUGCUCUUGCUCAUUAUGCUUGUGCUCUUAGGUGGUUCAUCAACCAUGGAUCCACUGUCUGUGAAAUUUGUGGUAGUGUAGCAACAAGGAUCAGAGCCACAGACUUCCAGAAAGUCGUGGCCUCGCUAAAAGAUUGUGAAACUUUGAGAGAAAGAACUGCAGCAGGAGUGGUUGCUUCUGCUGAUGUUCAGGCACAUCCUGGUGUGGAUCCUGAUGCUGUUGCUGCAAUUCGAAGACAAAGGCUCACUGAGAUAUCUUUAUGGUUUAGUCCACAAAAUCAUUUGACGACAGUGUCACAGGCUGCUCCUGAACAAGCUUCCACUGCCCCAGCUGAGGAUGCUGCUCCUAGUGAAAGUGUUACCACCAAAUGGGCUGUAGAAGGUACAGGAAUACUUGUUGCCACUGGACUGCUUACAGUUACUCUAGCAUGGCUGCUUGCACCUCGUGUUGGAAAGAGGACUGCUAGAAGUGGUCUUCACAUUCUUCUUGGAGGACUUUGUGCUUUGACGGUUGUGGUGUUCCUUCGAUUUGCAGUGUUACCAAGAAUCAAGUAUGGACCAGCGCGUUAUUGGGCAAUCUUGUUUGUGUUCUGGUUUCUUGUUUUUGGUAUCUGGGCUUCUCGCACUCGUGGCUCACACUCUACAUGAAUCACCGUUGGUUUACCUGCAACAAAUGUUUUUUUCAUCGUUGUUCAUUAAGUUUUUGUAUAAUUCUAGUGAAAACAUGAGCUUGCAGUUUUGCUGCCCUGUUUGCUUCUUGGCAGACGGAAUGAUUAAUUACUUUGCUUGUAUCAACAAUUAAAGGAAAAUCCUCCAUUAUUUCCCAUCAUUGUUGGAGGCAUUCGAAUUUUGAUUGAUCAAAUAUGUGCAUUGAAGUAAUGUUUGUUUUA